Messenger RNA from Bombyx mori (domestic silkworm), 1822 nucleotides. RefSeq names its product cerebral opsin (gene Cop). The record is from RefSeq and is a predicted model, not a curated record. Gene Ontology annotation, molecular function: G protein-coupled photoreceptor activity. Gene Ontology annotation, cellular component: plasma membrane. The transcript is spliced from 9 exons. Gene Ontology annotation, biological process: phototransduction; G protein-coupled receptor signaling pathway; visual perception. Bases 409 to 1554 code for a protein of 381 amino acids. Lineage: Eukaryota; Metazoa; Arthropoda; Insecta; Lepidoptera; Bombycidae.
AAUAUGUAUUCGUAUAUCUUAUAAACUUAUUAAAUAAAGAACACCGCCUUUACCAAAUAAGUGAAGCCUCUUCCUACUUUCCUAUUCUGAGCUUAACUUAAGUAGCUAAUUAUUUCACCUUUUAAGACACUUACAUCUGAUCUAAUUAUGAAUAUUGAUUUUGGUGACGUUGGCUAAAUACUUCUUGUGAAGUAUAAAAGGUGAGGCAUGUCUCUAAACGCCGAGUAGCCUCCACUGCCUCGGCAAUCCUGCCACGCCACGCACCACGAGAUUGGUUAGCUACAAUAAAGACUGGAGUAGUUCGUUAAACGAUUUUCUUCAGUAUUUUGUAAUAACCAUUCUCAACACAAGCUUCAUCCCCCUUCAAUAAUUGUAUUUCAGAAUUUACCUUUCGUGAAACAAGUAGAGAUGUCGAUAUCUAUGGACGCCGGUCCAGGCUUCGCAGCCCUACAGUCAUGGAGCAGCCAAGUGGCAGCAUUUGGAAACUCCAACCAAACCGUGGUGGACAGAGUUUCGCCAGAAAUGUUACAUUUGAUCGACGCUUACUGGUAUCAAUUUCCGCCCAUGAAUCCCUUAUGGCAUGCGCUAUUGGGUUUUACCAUUGGAGUCCUCGGUUUCAUUUCAAUGAUGGGCAACGGUAUGGUCAUUUACAUCUUCAUGACAACAAAGAAUCUGAAAACACCAUCGAACUUACUCGUAGUGAACUUAGCAUUUUCUGAUUUCCUAAUGAUGUGUGCCAUGUCUCCAGCUAUGGUAAUUAAUUGUUACAAUGAAACUUGGGUUUUCGGACCAUUCGCGUGUGAGCUAUACGGUUGCGCUGGAUCGCUAUUUGGGUGUGCUUCAAUUUGGACGAUGACAAUGAUCGCUUUCGACCGCUAUAAUGUUAUUGUGAAGGGAAUUGCGGCAAAACCAAUGACAAACAACGGAGCUCUUCUACGAAUUCUCGGAAUCUGGGCCUUCUCGUUGGCAUGGACAGUGGCACCUUUCUUCGGUUGGAACAGAUACGUACCUGAAGGUAAUAUGACUGCAUGCGGUACUGACUACCUGACCAAAGAUUGGUUUAGCCGAAGCUACAUCGUUGUCUAUUCCGUUUUUGUUUACUUUGCCCCGUUGCUUCUGAUCGUCUACUCUUAUUACUACAUUGUACAGGCUGUGUCUGCUCACGAAAAAGCAAUGAGGGAACAAGCGAAGAAAAUGAACGUGGCAUCUCUUAGAUCGUCGGAAGCUGCUAACACUAGCACUGAAUGUAAGCUAGCUAAGGUGGCACUUAUGACAAUUUCUCUGUGGUUCAUGGCCUGGACACCUUACUUAGUCAUCAACUACACAGGAAUAUUGGAAAGCGCUCCAAUCAGUCCUUUGGCUACUAUCUGGGGCUCACUCUUUGCCAAAGCUAAUGCUGUAUAUAAUCCGAUUGUAUAUGGUAUCAGCCACCCUAAAUACCAAGCUGCUCUGUACAAAAGAUUCCCAGUGCUUCAAUGCCACUCAACGACUACCGAUGAGGCCAGCUCUGUAGCUUCAGGCACUACUGUCAUGGAAGAGAAACCGACAGCAUAAGACGUCUACCUACUUCGUUUUUAUGUCACAUUUAAAUUAACUUAAAACCUUUUUGUAUAUACUGUUCGUAUUAUUUAACGAUAUAACAUAAAUGCUUCAAGUCAACAAAUUCAUAUUGUGCAUGUUAUUAUAUAAUGUUAAGAUGAGGCUGCUCCUCCUAAAUUUAAAAUUAAUUGAUUUAUUCACUUCGACAUGGCUGUGUGUAAUGGAAAAAUGAAUUAUAUCAUAAUUAAUCUAAAUAAAGCAAUGUGGAAUUCAACCACGUAAA